Molecule: messenger RNA, 8745 nt
Organism: Vespula vulgaris
Lineage: Eukaryota; Metazoa; Arthropoda; Insecta; Hymenoptera; Vespidae
Gene: scalloped
Product: protein scalloped
Exons: 11
Coding region: 2939-4321 (460 amino acids)
Biological process (GO): hippo signaling; embryonic organ development; regulation of transcription by RNA polymerase II
Cellular component (GO): transcription regulator complex
Molecular function (GO): DNA-binding transcription factor activity, RNA polymerase II-specific; RNA polymerase II cis-regulatory region sequence-specific DNA binding
Source: RefSeq, a predicted model, not a curated record
UCCAUCUCUCUCUCUCUCUCUUGUCUCUCUCUCCAUAUAUCUCUUUCUAAUAAUCCACCCUGUGUUAUCGUCCUCGUCGUCGUUCCCAAGUGCUCUUACACGUAUCCUAUAUCCAACGUGUCUGUACGUGUACGUGCGUGUGUACGGUGUGCGCGUGAUGGUGUGUCUCUGUUGUCGUAAGAAAAAAAAUAUUUAAAUGUAUUACAAAGGAAAACGAAAAGGGAAAAGAAAAGUAAAGAAAAGAAAACAACGAUCGUAUCGGUCGAAUUAAUUUCUUACGUUGAUAGAUAGAUCUAGUAUACUCGAAAGAAAUAAAGAAAAAAGAAAAAAGGAAAAAGAAAAAAAGAGAAAGAGAGAAGGAAGAGAAGAGGUUAGGAAGAGACGACGAGCGCGCGCGCUCGGCGUAUGCGUCCGGCGGCGGGCGGUGUGUUCCUGAGCUGCGUGCGUCCUCCCCCCUCUCUCUUCCCUCCCCCCACCCUCGCCUUCGGUCGAGAAGCGUACGAGCGAGAGCGAGAGAGAGAGAGAGAGAGGGAGGGAGAUAGAUAGAUAGAUAGACAGAGACAGAGACAUAGAGAGAGAGAGAGAAGAGCGCGUCGCGCCGUGACGACGAGGAGUGAGAGAGAGAGAGAGAGAGAGAGUGUGUGUGAGAGAGAGAGAGAGACGAGGCGACAGAUACGUUCGAACGACGUACCUCUUGCCUAGUAGUACCCGCCUGCCAGGCCGUUCGCUCGCGCGCUGCGCUUCUUACGUCAGUUAGUUCUCUAACGUCCGAUCUUAGAUUGUUCACGUCGUCGUCGUCGUCGUCGUCGUCGUAGUCGUCGUCGUUGUCGUUGCCGGAAAGAAAGACGAACGAAAGAGAAGAGAGAAGAGAAGAGAAAAGAAGAAAAAAGGAAAAAGAAAAGGAACGAACAAACACACACACACAUACAUGCACACGCGCGCGCGCGCGCAUACAAAUUGAUAAUAAAACAAGGGUGUCAAGUCAGAAAAUUUGUGAAGGAAGUUGUUCGUGUUCGUGUUCGUGUUCGUGUCGUUCGUUCGAUCGUUUGUUUCGUGAAUCGUCGAUAACCAAUAAUAUAGAAGAGGACGAGAUUAUGAUGAUGAUGAUGAUGAUGAUGAUAAUGAUGAUGACGAUGAUGAUGAUGAUGAUGAUGAUGAUAGUGCGGGAAACGAAGUAAUAACGAAGGGAUUCUUCUUCUGUCUCGUACGAAGGAAGGGAAGAAAGAAAAAGAAAGAGAGGAAGAAAGAAGAGAGAAAAAGAAAAAGAAAAAGAAAAAGAAAGAAAGAGAGAGAGAGAGAGAGAGAGAGAGAGAGAUAGAAGAUGCGACAAAUUUUUCGCGCGCAUUUUGACGUUGAAGAAUAAAACUAAAGCGCACUAAAAAGUGUAACGUCUGGGUUGGGUUUGCCUUCUUUUUCUUUCAUUCUUUAUUUUUAUUUCUAUAAUUUGCUCUCUCCCUUUCUAUCUUCUCACGUUACGGACGUUCGAGUCCGUUGUUUUAUCCUUUCUCUUUAUCUCUUUCCGUCUCUCUACCCUGUCAUUUUUCUUUUUCUUUUCUUUUUUGUUUUCUUUUUAUCUUUAUCACCCCCUUCGUUCGCGUUCUUUUCGUCGAUCCCUGUCUCUCGUAAUUCUCUCUCUCUCUCUCUCUUUCUCUCUCUCUCUCUCUCUCUCUCUCUCUCUCUCUCUCUCUCUCUCUCUCUCUCUCUCUCUCUCUCCAGUUCCCCGCGAUCGUUUGCCGCGUGUGCGUGGAACAAACUCGAAGGCGGGAACUCGCCAGCGCGAAAGCCGCGAAAUUCGCGCGCCUCGCCGGUUGGUGGUGGAUGUGGACGUGGAGGUGGAGGUUGUGAAGGGAGAGAGAGAAAGAGAGAGAGAGAGAGAGAUAGAUAGAUAGAUAGAACGAGAAAGAAAGAGAGAGAAGGGAGAUCGGGAACGGAGAAUCGCGUCGCGUUGUUAUGUUCGCGACGCGAAGAAGCAUGCCGGUCGCGACGGCUGACCUUUCGGAAAGGUGUUGACCGACCGAUCGACCGACCGAUCGGAUCGACCGUCGUGUGUGUGAGAAUCGAUUGAUAAUCGUCGGAUAUAAUAGUUCUUUGGAAUGCCCUUAGUAUUCAGCUGUCCCUGUCUUCAACGUGAAAAGUUUGGAGUUUGAGUUAAGAGAGACGAAAAAGGAAAAAGAAAGAACAGAUAUAAAUAGUAGGACGAAAAACAAUACAAGAGAGAGAGAGAGAGAGAGAAAGAGAGAGAGGGAAAGACUGUGUGUGUGAGGGAGUGAGAGAGAGAGAGAGAGAGAGGAGGAAGAAUAAAAAUAAGAAGAAGAAGAAGAAGAAAAAGAAGAGGAAGUUAAGAGGAAGGAAGAAACCCAAUAGUAUCCAUCGUCGUGGGUGGUCAUCGGCGUAGUCGCUAUUAUUACUAAUAUUAUUAUCAUAAUUAUUAUUAAUAAUAAUAUUAAAAUCGUUAUCGUUAUUGUCGUUGUCGUGACCGUUGUUAUUAUCGUUGUUGUUGUUGUUGUUGUCGUCGUCGAUCGAGCGACGACGACGACGACGACGACGGCGUCGCAAGAGUUGAAAGAAGAAGAACGAGAGUCGACGACGAAGCCGACGGACGCCGUGGUCGUGAGACGCCUUGUUUCGUCUCCUGGAUUCGAGGAGGACGAUAAAGAAGAAGAAGAAGAAGAAGAAGAAAAAGAAAAAGAAAAAGAAAAAGACGAAGAAGAAGAAGAAGAAGGAGAAGACGACGACGACGACGGGCUAUCGUUCUUCCUCCUCCUCUUCUAUUUCCUCUCUCUAUUCUCCCAUAGCGAGAGACGACGAGGUAUUAGAGAAGCUCCAGAAGAAGCACGACCCUACCACCACCAUCGCCGCCGCGGCUUGGAUGGAUACUGUGCAUUAUUUCUGGAGUGCAUCCACGUCGCCGUCAUCCUGACCUGCCCGAGAAAUCCUCAUGAAAGACUGGGAACUCAGUACUCAGAAUAGCAUCGGCAGUGCGGUGGCUGCAGCCGACACCAUUUCCGCGCCGUGGACUCCCGCGAGUUCCGGGCCGCCGCCCGACGCCAACGGCUCCGGCUCGGAUACGAAGAACCUCGACGUUGGCGAAAUUAGCGAUGACGAAAAGGAUCUGUCGGCGGCGGACGCGGAGGGAGUAUGGUCGCCGGAUAUCGAGCAAAGCUUCCAGGAAGCUCUCACCAUAUAUCCGCCAUGCGGCCGACGCAAAAUUAUCCUUUCCGACGAAGGGAAGAUGUACGGUCGGAACGAGCUGAUCGCCCGUUAUAUCAAAUUAAGGACCGGUAAGACGAGAACACGAAAGCAGGUCUCCUCGCACAUACAGGUCCUAGCGAGGAGAAAACUUCGUGAAAUCCAGGCGAAACUCAAAGUGGAUCAUGCCGCCAAGGAGAAGGCUCUCCAGACAAUGUCGAGCAUGUCGAGCGCCCAGAUAGUAUCAGCUGGGAGUGCGAUACACAACAAGAUGCCCCCUGCCCUCGUGGGGCCCCUUGCCCUUCACGCUUCCACCCCUGUCUCCUAUCCCGGAGCGCAAUUCUGGCAGCCAGGUUUGCAGCCAGGAACGUCCCAGGAUGUCAAGCCGUUUCCACAACCUGCGUACACCGGUAAACCGGCGACGGCGGUCUCGAGCGGCGACAUGGUACAGGCACAGCCUCCACCACCUUGGGAAGGACGAGCAAUUGCGACUCACAAGCUCAGGCUGGUCGAGUUCUCGGCAUAUAUGGAUCAACAAAGAGAUCAGGACAUUUACCACAAGCAUCUGUUCGUCCACAUAGGAGGAUCAGCGACCUAUGCCGAUCCAUUGCUCGAAGCUGUCGACGUAAGGCAAAUAUACGACAAAUUCCCGGAGAAGAAGGGUGGUUUGAAGGAACUUUACGAUAAGGGACCGCAGGCUGCCUUUUUCCUUGUUAAAUUCUGGGCCGAUCUCAAUACCAAUAUUCAAGACGAAACUGGAGCCUUCUAUGGCGUGACGAGCCAGUACGAGAGCAACGAGAACAUGACGAUAACGUGUUCGACGAAAGUCUGCUCCUUUGGGAAACAGGUGGUGGAAAAGGUGGAGACGGAGUACGCCAGGUUCGAAAAUGGCAGGUUCGUCUAUCGUAUCAGCCGUUCACCAAUGUGCGAAUAUAUGAUUAACUUCAUCCACAAGUUGAAGCACCUGCCAGAGAAGUACAUGAUGAACAGCGUUCUCGAAAACUUCACCAUCCUUCAGGUUGUAACGAACAGGGAUACGCAGGAAACGUUAUUGUGUACAGCGUAUGUGUUCGAAGUGUCGACGUCCGAGCACGGUGCCCAACAUCACAUAUACAGAUUGGUCAAGGACUAACCUGCUCGAACCUGCUCGCCAUGCAGCCAUCUACCCCCAUCAGUGCCUACCAUCACAUAAAAAGAAUCAUCCGUACGCGUAUAUACACUAAAAAUACACUGAAUACAUAAAAUCACACGCGCGAGGAGAAACACGAAUAUGAGAACACAAUGAGAUGUAGACUCAUUGUUCGUACGUACUAUAUAUAUAUAUAUAUAUAUAUAUAUAUAUAUAUAUAUAUAUAUAUAUAUAUAUAAAUAUGUAUACAUAUAUAUACACACGUACAUAUACAGAUACACAUCACAUACAUAUACAUAUACAUAUACAUAUAUAUAUACAUAUAUAUAUAUAGAUAAACAUAUACAUACAUAUACAUGUAUACACAUACACAAGCACGUACACGAAACACGCGCACGUACGUACAAUACAUAUAUACACAACACUCACACAUACACGAAGAUACGUACAGUUACUACACAAAUAUUUUCACUUCCGCACUCGAGAAAAAGAAAUUCUAUCGACAAUGUUCUUUUUAUCGAUAUAACGGUGAUAAUCCUUUUCACCGUGACAGUAUUAUCGACGAAAAUGUGGACAAAAUUCGUUCGUAUCGUUUGACUCGAAGAAAAUUAACGGUACGUUAUUUCGAGCAUAUCGUCGUAUAUAUAUAUAAAAAAAAAAAGAAAAAAAAAUUUUAAUGAGAAUAUUGUUUUUCGUCGGAAAUUAAAUGAAAAAGCUCUUCUACCGAUGUCAUCUUACUUUUAUUCGUAAUAACUUUGUUACGAACUUUUAUUCGGGAUUAAACUCGAUAUCGUUCGAUUAGACAUCGUUAUAUAAUCUUUGCAUUCUUGAGAUGUGCAGUAUUUGGAAUCAUUGUCAGUGGAACUUCUUAAAGAUAGAGAGAGAGAGAGAGAGAGAGAGAGAGAGAGCGAGAGAGCGAGAGAGAGAGAGAGAGAGAGAGAGAGAGAGAGAGAGCGAGAGAGAGAGAGAAGAAUUUCGAAAUACAGACACCGAAGUACUGGCCAGCCCGAGCUUGAGUUUGAUUCAAAGUUCAAACUUUCUUAUUAAUUAUUGGGACCGUGAUUCUCCGUAUAUAUAUAUAUAUACAUAAAAAAAAAGAAGAAGAAAAAAAAAGAAAAGAGAGAAACUCUUUUUUUUUUUUUUUACCUGUUUAACAGGUACAACUUUUAUGGAAGAAAUUUCCGGAAGUGUAAAUGUUUAAAUGUGGGGAGGGAGGGGGAAAAGAUAGUUAUAAUAAUAUAAAUAUAUAUAUAUAUAUAUACACAUGCAUAUAUAUAUAUUUUGUGAAUACGUCUUCGAUCCGUCGGCACGUUCAGUUCGACAUACGAAUUUUUUAGUAAAAGGGGCGGAUACAAUAAACGUUAAGUUAUAAAAUUGACAAUAAAUUUGAUAUGAAAUGAAAAAAAAUGGAGAGCAAGAGAGAAAGAGAGAGAGAGAGAGAGAGAGAGAGAGAAAAAAUAUAUUAGGAUCGGGCAAAUAAAGUGACUACUAGGAACGACGAAACAGACUCUGAUCUCGGAAAGGCAUGGUACCCCCAUCAUAAUUUUUAGUAUUAUAUAGUUUUAUUAUUAAAAUUAGACGAUAGAUCAGACAAGACAUCCACACACAGAUAUACAUAUAAUACAUAUAUAUAUAAGAGUAUAUAUGUUAAAUAUUAACGUAAUCAAUUACGAUUUACAUUGUUAUGAAAAAAUGAUCGUGUAUAAAGUUAUCUAAGUGAUUUCCAAUUUUUAAAACGAUAUGGAGGUUUAACACCGAAACGUAUGCCAUUAUGAUCGCUUAAGUUUCUCGGAUUUCAUGAUUUCUUAAUUAACCCUUUAUCUUUCUUUUUCUUUUUCUUUUUUCUUUCCUUUUCUUUUCUUUUUUUUUGCCCUUUCUUGUCUACUCUUCUUUCUUUCUUUUUUUUUCUCUUCUUCUUUUUUUUUUUUUUAUCAGUCGAGAGUAAACACAAGGUCAAGAGAGCAGUAUAAAGUAAUUGCACAUUUUACACCUGUUCUUUUUUCUUUCCUCUUUUUUUUUCUUUUACCUUUUUUUCUUUCUUCUAAUCUUUCUUUUUUCUUUUUUUUUUUUUUCUUUCUUUUUUCUUUUGUUAAGCUUUAUCAUAGAGAGAACUGUUUUUUAGUUAUAUACUAUAACCAACGUUAAGAGAGUUCAUGCGCUCUGCAUGGCUCUUUUAUUAUUUUUAAUAUUAUAUAUAUAUAUAUAGAGAGAAGAAUGAGAAAGAUCGAUAAUAGUAUAAUAGUUCUUAAUGAUUUUUAAAAUCGAAACGUUUAAUUAUAUGCACGCUUGCUAUGGUGCAUACCCACCCAAUAUAAUAGGCAGCGACACUUAGGUUAGAGGGAUGUGUUUGUAUUUCUUGUAAUCACUUUACUUUUUACUCUAAGAUACUUUCUUUUUUUUUUGUUUUUUUUGUUUAUCUUUUUCUUUCUUUUUUUUUCUUUUUUUUUUCUUUUUCUUUUUUCUAUAGUUCUUACAGAAGAAUGACUUUCUUACUUAGCAUACUUUGUUUGAUCUUUCUAUUAUGAUUACGAAUUCAUGUGUCUGUAGGUUUUGUACCCUUAACACUUGAUUGAAAAGGCCACCCUCCACCCACACCCACCAUGAUAUUUUUAAAACAAAUAAUAGAAAAUAAUUAAUUUCUCUUUCUUUCUUUCCUUCUUUCUUUCUUUCUUUCUUUCUUUCUUUCUUUCUUUCUUUCUUUCUUUCUUUCUUUCUUUCUUUCUUUCUUUCUUUCUUUCUUUUUUCUGUCUUUUAUUUCGAAGACUUGACCUUGAAACGUGGUUUUCUUUCUUCUUUAGAUCUUAUCAAAUGAAGUAUCAAAUACGUGGUACAAGAAUAAACGGUAUCGUACGCGUGUGAUUAGAUUUUUUUUUUUUUUAUAUAUAAUAAUAAUUAUUAUAAAAUAAAUAUGCGAGAUUUAUUUGGUUGAACGUUCUUUUUUUUUUAUUUUCUUUUUUGUUUUUUAAAUGUUUCGCGGCGAAUGAAUUGUUAUAUGAACAUGGAUAAAUCGAGAAACAAUGCCUUGUUUGAUCAAGCUUCGUACUUAACGUCUUAUAAUUUAUACAAUUCACUUAUGGACCAUGCAAAUGUUCUUUUUUUUCUUUUUUUUUUUUUUCUUUUUUAUAUAUAUAUUCGAAACUCUCAGAUAUAUAUAUAUAUAUAUAUAUAUAUAUAUAUAUGUAUGUAUGUAUGUAUAUGUAUAUGUAUAUGUAUACAUAUAUAUCUAUAUUCAUGCAGUGGCACUUUAAAAAAAAAAGGGUAGAGGACCAUCUUUUACGAUCAUUUUUAUCUAAUCUCGUCUCUCUCGUGCAAUUUAUAUAUAUAUAUAUAUAUAUAUAUAUAUAUAUAUAUAUAUAUAUAUGUAUGUAUAUACGAGAGAUAUUCUUCACGUACUCUUUUUAAUCCGAUCAAUUGUGUGUUCCCAAACAGAACUUGCCUACUGAGGAAGCAGUGAACGCUAACAUUACAGAAAUCAUGUUGUAUACAUACUUUAAGGAAGCAUUAAUUUACUUAUUGUAUUCUCGCUUUAAUUAAUUUUUAUGGAACAAGUGGCAAUGUAUUUUGAUCUCUCUUUUAGUCAGAAAUAAUAUGUCGCGUUUUAUUCAGGGUGAGAAAUGAGAAUAUUUUUUUUUUGUGAUUGACUGGUUAUAAGAAAGGAACUUAUAUAUUUACUCAAUAUGACGCAUAUGUGUUUAUUUUUUUUUCUUCGUUCAGAAACUGGCAGCUUUCAUAUUUUUUACUUAUUGUUAUAUUUCUUCUUCUUCUUUUUUUUUUUUUUUUUUUUUAAUUACUAUUGUAAUCAAUCGUAAACAUUGAUUUUAUCUAUUUUAUUAAUUAUUAUUAUUUCAUUAAAUUUCUUUUUUUUUUUGCGAUUGGCAAAAUCUAAAUAUAUGCAAUUGUAAUCUUUGAAAGACACGAUUAAGUUGACGAAUUAACAAACGAUGUUGUUUUUAUAGAUUUUUUUUUUUUUAAUUUGUUUUUAUUCCGACUAAUUAUUUUCAAUAAUUGUGUCAAUAGUUACCAUAUUUUUGACUGAAGAUAUAUAUAUAUAUAUAUAUAUAUAUAUAUAUAUAUAUAGAAUCUUUAUGUAUUAUCGAUUAAGUAAAUAAAAAUUGUUUCAUUACUUUUCCAAAAAGAAAAUUACAUUUACAUUUAAGUGUACUUGCUUUGUUUCUUUUUUAUUUUUUAUUUUUUUUUUAGUAAGAAGAUCGUGUCUUAAAGAUUACAGUCGAACGUAAUGAACGUAUUAAAUAAAAGGGAAAAGAAAAAAAAAAAAAAAGAAGUAACGGACUCAAAAACGAACAUGUUAAGAAACAUUUCUUUCAAAACUGCGCGAUGUCUUUUGGAGGAUACUCACAAAAACAUCUUUUUCGUAUAUAAGUUUCUCUUUAGUACUCAAAAAAAAAAAAGGAAAAAAAAAAAGAAAA